Molecule: messenger RNA, 1752 nt
Organism: Micromonas pusilla CCMP1545
Lineage: Eukaryota; Viridiplantae; Chlorophyta; Mamiellophyceae; Mamiellales; Mamiellaceae
Exons: 1
Coding region: 1-1752 (583 amino acids)
Biological process (GO): translational elongation
Molecular function (GO): GTPase activity; GTP binding; translation elongation factor activity
Source: RefSeq, a predicted model, not a curated record
AUGGGUGACGUUUUCCACACGAGCGACCUCUGCGAGGCGCUGGAACCGGAAGUCGAGGAAGGCAACCACGAGUACAAGCGGCACCUCGUCUCCCCCAGCGCCGCGCGUUUCCAAGAGCUCGUCACCCAGCUGCAAUAUCGCCUGCACGAGGGCGCGAACGAGGCGCUCUACGAGCUCGGGGUCGAAGACGACGGGGAAAUAGUAGGACUAGACGAAGACGAUCUCGAGGAGUCGUGCAAGACGCUCGCGCGAAUGGCAGACGCGCUCGACGCGGACACGACGCUCGUCGCGGAACGGCUCGUGAAGGACGGGAAACGAGCGCGGACGAUGCUGUGCAGGAAGAGGUUGGACAACACCUCGCACAAAGAGGUUCGCAUAACGACCGUCGGGAACGUGGAUAGCGGGAAGUCGACGAUAUUAGGCGUCCUGACCAAAGGAGGACUGGACAACGGCCGCGGCCUCGCGCGAAGCUCCGUGUUCAAGUUCAAGCACGAGGUCGAGAGCGGGAGGUCCUCCGCGGUGAGCCAACAAGUCCUCGGGUUCGCAACGGACGGUUCGAUAACGAAUUACGCGUCCGCGGACGUGCGAGAGACGCACAGCCUUCGAUGGUCGGAGAUCGUGACGAAGUCGAGCAAGGUGAUUCACUUCAGCGACCUGUGCGGGCACGAGAAAUAUUUGAAGACGACGAUGCACGGGAUGACCGCGUCGCUUCCCGACUUUGCGAUGCUCGUCGUCGACAGCAACCGCGGUGGCGUCGUCGGGAUGACAAAGGAACACCUCUCCAUCAUGCUCGGAUUGAAAGUCCCGUUCUUCGUCGUCCUCACGAAGGUCGACUUCGCGUCCAAGGAGAACCGCGACGCGACGUUCGAAGCGGUGAUGCAAAUGCUGAAGCGCCCGGGGGUGCACAAGAUGCCGAUCGUGAUUAAGAACGAGCAAGACGUCCUGAGCUGCUGCAAGACGAUCGCGGAGGGAACGAUCACGCCGGUGUUCCACACGUCGUGCGUCACUGGCGAGGGCAUGGACCUCAUCAGGUUGUUCUUGAACCACGUCCCGACACGACGCGUCUUCGACGUCAGCGAGGAAAGUCACGGGAUGGUGCACCUGGACGAUUCGUUCACGGUGCAAGGCAUCGGCACUGUCGUCAGCGGCGUCGUCUUGAGCGGUCGCAUCGCGAACCAACAGCAGAUGUUGCUCGGUCCCGACGGCAACGGCGCGUUCGUGUCGGUCACGGUGAAGGGCAUUCAGAACAAGCGCGUGCCCGUCGAUAACGUCCAUGGAGGUCAGACCGCGUCGUUCGCGAUCAAGGCGAAGAAGGGUCACGUCACAAAGCAGGACAUCAGGAAAGGUAUGGUGCUCGUGGAUCCGAAUCGGAAUCCGCGAGCGACGUGGCGUUUCACCGCGGAGGUUUUGAUAUUGGUCCACCCGACGACGUUGAAGGUCGGGUACUCGCCCGUGCUUCACUGCGUCACGGUGCGACAGGCGGCGAGCAUAUGUGAAAUCGCGGGUGGGGAUAAGGAGGUUCUCCGUACGGGCGACCGCGCGUUGGUCACGUUCGAGUGGUGCCACCGACCGGAAUUUCUUGAAUGCGGGGCGCGAAUAAUCUUCCGCGAAGGUCGAACAAAAGGAAUCGGGGUCAUUCGCGAAAUCAUGUCGGAGGUGCCGAGAACGGAAUUUCUCAACUACAAGAAUCGCCAGACGGCGCUGAAGCACCUAAACAUAGCACAAAAUCUAGCUUCGGCGGCUUCGGCGUGA